Prorocentrum cordatum is the source of this 1421-nucleotide messenger RNA. NCBI's taxonomy places the organism in Eukaryota, Dinophyceae, Prorocentrales, Prorocentraceae. The record is from the annotation of a GenBank genome assembly.
AGGAGCAUGAGGAAGACACGGCGAUUUCCCAGCGCGUGCACGCUCAACAAGGAAUGAAGCCCUCAGAUCAUCCCAGGUGGACUCGAGGAGAGGCUACCAGGCUGCCCUACCUCCUCCCUCCGUCUCGCUCGCGGACGGGGCGUGGCGUCACCUGCCUUUCCAACGACGUCGCGGGUCCCCACACCCAGCCCCCCCCGGCGAUGGUCUCGCACGCUUUCGUGAGGCUGUGGUGCCCCAGUGGGCGGCAUCCAAGCCAGGGGAGGAAAGAACCUCCUCGCUCCUCGACCACUUUGAAUCUUCGGUUUGCCAAGGGCAGGCAGGUGCGCACACGGGCCCCGUGUACCCGGUGCGCCGUUCUGCUCGGCGGGGCAUCUGGGGUGGCAUGGGUAGUUUCUAAAAUUGAAUUCUUGGAUCUGGUCGUCAUCUUUGCCCUUGCUCUCUUCCAUCUCUCCCUCCUUGACUGGAGGUGGACACUCCUCCUCCCCCUCAUUUCCUCCCCCUCUCCGCUCCCCUCCUCUUCCUCCUCUCACUUGUCCUUGUACUAUCUCUCCUUCCCCAUUCCCCCCUCCUCCUGUUGCACCUUUUCCCCUCCCUCACCUCCUCAGCCUCCUCCACAGGAGAUCGAGUGCUGCCUGGACUACGAGUGCGAGGGCUGCAGCGGGGAGCAGUGCACGUACUGCCGCAGAGAUCACCAGAAGGGUUGUUGCCUUGGCAAGUGGAUGGCGAAGUACUCGGGGAAGUGUGACGAUGUGAGCCUCCCAGACUACGAGAGUUGCCCAAAAUGCGGACCUUCUCCGUGUCCCAACUGCACCCAGGCCAUGGACAUUGAUGCGUGCCUGGACGAUGCAUGCCGGGGCUGCAGCGGGGAGCAGUGCACGUAUUGUCGCAAGGAGUACGCCACCGUCCAGGGUUGUUGUCUUGGCAAGUGGGCGGCGUCGUACACGGGCAAGUGCGACGAUGUAAGCAUUCCCGAUUAUCUGAGUUGCGGCAAGUGCGGCGGGGAGCCAUGCCCCAUUUGCGUUCAGCAGAGGGACGUGCAAUUCUGCCAGCAGAAGUGCAGCGGGUGCAGCGGCGAGCAGUGCACGUACUGCAGGGAGGAGUGCUGCAAGGGGAAGAGCUUCGCCGAGUACAUCCCCGAGUGCGAGUAGACCGCAGCGCCCCGCUCUCGCCUCUCCCUCGUCCUCGGCACGGCCUUUUUUGUGGGAGGUUGUGCGGUGAGAGCGAAGUCAACCAGGAGGUCGGUUUCGGUUCCAGCUCGUGCUGGGCGUGAGGGCAAUGUGAAGCUGCACGGGGGCGACGAUGCGUCGGCAAAGGGUAGGGAAGUCGGGCAGCAUGCCUCGCCCUCUGGCAUGGUAGGGCGGGGGGGGAGGUUCCGUAAGUUGUCCCGUGGUCGUCCCGUGGGUUGCCCCGCGGAUGCCAAG